Messenger RNA from Neurospora tetraspora, 1092 nucleotides. Its product is annotated as Alpha/Beta hydrolase protein. The record is from RefSeq and is a predicted model, not a curated record. The transcript has a single exon. Bases 151 to 1092 code for a protein of 313 amino acids. NCBI's taxonomy places the organism in Eukaryota, Fungi, Ascomycota, Sordariomycetes, Sordariales, Sordariaceae.
GAUAAAAAACCACCAACUAGCCAGGCGUCUUCCUCCUCCUUUACCACAACCAAACAACCUCCCAAAGAGUCGCUCACCGCCAUACACGACCACCACCACAUCGACCACCACCGCAUCAAAGAGCAACAACAGCAGACAACCUAGCAGAAAAUGUUCCGCCAAAACCCAAACCUAAUCCAACCCCCCCUCACCCCGCUCUCCACCUCCCGCCCCCCUCUCUUCCUCCUCCACGACGGUGGCGGCACCAUCUUUUCCUACUACUGCCUCUCCGACCUUCACCGUCCCGUUUACGGCAUCUUCAACCCUUGCUACUCAUCCAAGGCCACAUUUGAGGGGGGCAUUCCGGAGAUGGCAAAGACUUAUUUGGGGUUUAUUGUCGAGACUUUGUUUGGGGAUGAUCAAUGUGGUGGGAAGGUCAGUAGACCAAAAAGGGAAGCUGGGAAGGAAGGCGAGAGGGAUUUGAUCCUGGGUGGAUGGUCACUUGGUGGUAUGGUGUCGGUGGAAGUAGCCAGGCAGGUUUUGGACUUUAACCUCGCUGAGGCAGAGAAGGAGAAAGCUGGGAAGGGAAAAGCAAGGAAACUAAACGUCCUGGGUAUCGUGAUGAUCGACUCCAUGAACCCCAACCAGCAAUCCUUCCCCAAGGACGCAAAGAUUGCCAACCCCAACGCAACUAUCAUGCAAUGGGGGCCGCACACCAAGCCCGAAACCAAGGAAGCUGUGUUAAGGUGCUUCCAUGAGGCGAGGCGCAUGCUGGGGUUCUGGGAAAUGCCCACUUGGCCGUCUGUCCCCUCUUCUGAGGGUUCCACCCCCAUGGGGCCGCCGCCUGCGGUGCUGUUGAAGGCCAGGGGAAAUGUUCCUCUUCAGCAACCGCAGGAGGAUGAAGAAGAGGUGUCCAGGACGGAUGUGCAUAGGGGAGAUGAAAAGCUAGGGUGGGGGAGGUAUGAUGAGGGGAUGGUGAGGAAGGUUAUUGAAGUGGAAGGGAACCAUUUCAAUUUGUUUACGGAGGAGAAGAGGGCUGAGAUUGUGUCGAGGGGGGUGAGGGAGGGAUGUGAACUCCUGGAGGGGUUGUGGAGGCAGAGGAGGGGGGAGUGA